AUUGAGUUCAAACUCGGUCCAAAACCGAAGACGAGCUUAACUCAAGCCGUAUGCCGUACUCCUAGUCGUCCUAAAACGACACGCCAUGUGCAACGAAACGGGCCUUGCCGAAUGUCGGUUUUGACACUCCCAGUCCCCCCCCCCUAACGCACGGACCACUUCAUUUCCAGUCCAUACCCAGCAUGCAUCUCUGCAACAAAAACUAGAUAGCACUGAUGAGAUUUUAAUCCACCGGUGUGAGCUUGGUGGCCAAGUAUGGUGUUCCGAGGCGAUUCUCUAAAAUGGGUUGUAGUCGCCUUGACGAUUCUGCACCCGGUUGACCCGCUCUCUGCCAACUGCCAUUUCAGUUUUGUUGGCGAUUACAAGCUCUACGACUUCAGUUUGGAUACUCCCAUACCCUUGUAUCCUCACGGAGUUCAAAGCGAAGAUGGGUUCUACAAGGUCGUAGGAAAUAAGACUGUGAUCUGGUUUCAGCUUUGCGAUGGAAUGAUUUUCAAUCACGACCCACCUAGAUGUGUUGAUUGCUCGGAUUGUGGUGGCCCAUCACACUGUGGCAUGGGUUGUAGUGCUCUUGUAGCAAAAAACACAGGAGGUUACGAUGUUUGCACUAACAUUGGGCGUGCCUCGAGCAUGGACAUUAACAUAAUUGAUAAGAACAAUCCUCACAUUGGUGUCAUUGUUAAGAUGUCAAGUAAUGGCCUAAAUGAAAAUUGUUCACUCUCUGUGUCUGUAAUUUGUGAUCCUUAUGGAUUUCAGGGACCAUAUUCGUUGGAGAAAACAGGGACAUGUAACUAUGGUACAGUGCUGAAGCAUCCUUCUGGCUGUGCCAAGAUUGUACAUGUUAGUGGCAAAGGAUGGGGCUGGUUUGCCACCUUUCUAAUAAUAGUCUUGUGCAUUUUUGGAGUGUAUCUGUUGGCUGGUGCAGUUUAUCGAUAUUGUAGUCUUGGAGUUAGUGGAAUAGAUAUUAUACCAAAUCUGGACUUUUGGACUGGCUUACCUCAGCAAGCACAAAGUGUGUCUGCUUCUUUAUUGCACAAAUUUAGGGGAUCUUCUCAAGGUUAUCGAAGCUCCUAUUCUCCUGUCAACUUCUGAGCGAGCAUAAAGAUUGUUGUUCUAGGUUAAGCUAGUGAAGUUCAUUUUAUCUGUACUUCGACAUCAACAUCAGCGAACAAGAGAAAAUUGUUAUGCACACAACGGCCUAGUCAAAGCUACCACAUAAGCUUUACAGCACCAUAAUGUAAAAGGUGCUCUUGCCAUCUCACCUAAGUGUUCUGCUUUCUCUUUUUUCUUUUUUCUCCUGAAGGAGAGACCUCAUCAAUGGGGUGGAAUAGGUGCUCAUUUUCAAUGUAUUGUUUACACACAGAUUUUGAUAUCAUAGAUGAAAUUGAGUAAUGAAAACUUUAAGAUUUUGAGAAUCA
Messenger RNA from Rosa chinensis, 1418 nucleotides. RefSeq lists its product as uncharacterized. Lineage: Eukaryota; Viridiplantae; Streptophyta; Magnoliopsida; Rosales; Rosaceae. The coding region runs from base 256 to 1092 and encodes 278 amino acids. The transcript has 11 exons. The record is from RefSeq and is a predicted model, not a curated record.